This is a messenger RNA of Pangasianodon hypophthalmus (striped catfish), 1831 nucleotides long. Its product is annotated as spexin prohormone 2-like. Bases 1254 to 1619 code for a protein of 121 amino acids. Gene Ontology annotation, molecular function: neuropeptide hormone activity. The transcript has 5 exons. NCBI's taxonomy places the organism in Eukaryota, Metazoa, Chordata, Actinopteri, Siluriformes, Pangasiidae. The record is from RefSeq and is a predicted model, not a curated record.
AUUUAGAUUUUUUUUUUAAAAACAUCUCUAAUUGUGACUUUAUAUUUUGGUUUUAAUUGCAGACGCUUGAUAUUUAAUUUGAGGGUUGUGACAAUUUAUGUAUAAUUAGUUUUGUAUUUAUUAUUAUCAUUAUUAUUAGUAGUAGUAGUAUUAUUGUUAUAUUAGAAAAGAAAUAGUUAUAUUAAAAAUGACUGACACUAACUGCAGUAACUCUGUGAAUAUGUACAAAACGUUUGCUUUAUAAAUCUUUUAAUAAAGACGCUGUUCUAUUUUUUUCUGUUUCUGUAUUUUCGGUUGUUCCAGUGUUUAUAUUCUGUGUUUGAAUGUUUAUAUUCGGUGUUUGAAUGUUUAUAUUCUGUGUUUGAAUGUUUAUAUUCGGUGUUUGUGCUGUUUAUAUUCAGUGUUUGAAUGUUUAUAUUCUGUGUUUGAAUGUUUAUAUUCUGUGUUUGAAUGUUUAUAUUCGGUGUUUGAAUGUUUAUAUUCGGUGUUUGAAUGUUUAUAUUCUGUGUUUGAAUGUUUAUAUUCGGUGUUUGAAUGUUUAUAUUCUGUGUUUGAAUGUUUAUAUUCAGUGUUUGAAUGUUUAUAUUCUGUGUUUGAAUGUUUAUAUUCGGUGUUUGAAUGUUUACAUUCGGUGUUUGAAUGUUUAUAUUCUGUGUUUGAAUGUUUAUAUUCGGUGUUUGAAUGUUUAUAUUCAGUGUUUGAAUGUUUAUAUUCGGUGUUUGAAUGUUUAUAUUCGGUGUUUGAAUGUUUAUAUUCAGUGUUUGAAUGUUUAUAUUCGGUGUUUGAAUGUUUAUAUUCGGUGUUUGUGCUGUUGCAUUUAAAUGAUCCAUGUAUUUAUUUAGAUCUUGUAUUAUAUUUAUUUGAUUUGUCUGAGACCUUGAGGUUUAUAAAAGUACAGUAUAUUUGAAAUGUUAGCCAUUAAAAGAGAGAGAGAGAGAGAGAAUUUUCGGCAGUUUAAAAUCGGAGAAAAGAUCGUCAGUGAUUAUUAUGAUUAUUAUUGUUAUCACCAGAAACAUUUGUUUGAUUUUAUUUGAAAUAAAUGCCACGGUUGUGUUGUUUGUAAAGUGUUGUGAUAUUUUUUUUUGGAGACUUGGGUAGAGGGUGAACCUCUGCGUAUCGAUUCGUGUGUUCUUGACGUCAGACGUGUGUGUGUGAGGGUUAAUACGGACGUUUUUGCCGUGAUAGGAGCGGUUUGGAGCUGCAGUCGUUUCUCACAGUGGGAAUUUAUCGAACCGGGAGUCCUGGUGUUCCUGAUGGGGAUAAAAACAGACGACAGAGCCGGACACAUCACACACACCACUACGCCUCACAGGAACAACACGAUGCCACGCAUGCAGGUUUUAUGGACGUGCUCGGUGCUGAUUGUAAUUUUGUUCACGGAGUCGCACUGCAUUCAGAAGGCGACUCUGACUAAAAACUGGGGACCGCAGUCGAUGCUGUACCUGAAGGGGAAAUAUGGUAGAAGAUAUAUUCCAGACAGCGAUGUUGAUUUUUAUAAAUCAGCUCUGAAAAGCUUGUACGCAGUUAUCAGAGAUUUUGAAAAGAUGAAGUCAGUGCAAGCUGGAAGAGCAACGCGGCUUUUCACAGCUGAGAAUCUUCUGAUCCGUUAUACAGAGUAGACUCGCUUUAUGCAGCUUAAAAUGUUCAUAAGUUGUAAAAAUGUUUCAAAACUUCCAGCUUUUAACUUUUUUAAUUCCUGUUUGAUUCAUCAAACGUCCAGUAAACGUGAUAGAUGUAAUAGGUUGCUGAUAAAACUUUAGAUGAUGAUGAUGAUUAUUGUAAAAUUUUCUACACUGCUUGUUCUCCUCAUGCUGUGUAUUCCUGUAAUGUA